AUAUAACUCACUUUCCCUCCUAAAACCAAACAAAACACAACCACAAAAACAAAAACACAACAACGUUGGUUACUAGUAGUAACUGAUAUAACUACCGCUUUUGCACACGUUCUUCCAUUCACUCAAACAACUCCAGAAAACCAAACUUUCCGUCAGGUAUCAUGUUUUCCACCGACCCACAAGCGACCUCGCCGGACUCGGGAGGUUCCCGUCCGGCGCUGUCGGACGAGGAGGUGUUUCUGGCAGCGAGCCACCCCAAGAAACGCGCUGGGAGGAAGAAGUUCCGGGAGACGCGCCACCCGGUGUUCCGCGGCGUCAGGCGGAGGGACUCCGGUAAGUGGGUGUGCGAGGUGCGCGAGCCCAACAAGAAGACUAGGAUUUGGCUGGGGACCUUUCCUACGGCGGAGAUGGCGGCGCGUGCACACGACGUGGCUGCGCUGGCGCUUAGGGGAAGGUCGGCCUGUCUCAACUUCGCCGACUCCGCGAAUCGGUUACCGGUGCCGGCGACGGCUGAUCCCCGGGACAUUCAGAAGGCGGCGGCAGAGGCUGCAGAGGCGUUUCGGCCCGGUAACGAAUCGGGAAAGGAUGAUGAUGCGGUGGUGGAGACCGUGGCGACAGCGACGGAGAGUGUUGAAGAAAAAGAGAUGGAGGAUCUGAGGAACAUGGUGCUGAUGUCGCCAACCCAUUGCUUCGAGAGUGAUGAAUAUGGAAGUACGGAAAUGGAAUUUGAAGACAUUGAAGUUUCGUUGUGGAGUUACUCACUCUAAUCUUUUGACUCAUUAUUGGAUUUUUAAUUGCUAUUUUGGGAAUAGUACAAGAGUAUCCGUACUUAUAAUUUUUUUACUAGUACGAGACUGCUCAUUUAGGUGUCUCAACUCCAAAAUCACCUUUUUAUGGAUAAGUUCACACAAAUUUGAAAUUUAAGUUGUGUAUAUACAACAGUACUGUAAAAUAUCAAGAAUUCUUAUAAGAUUUUUUAUUUUUUCUAUUUUGG
Molecule: messenger RNA, 994 nt
Organism: Vigna umbellata (rice bean)
Lineage: Eukaryota; Viridiplantae; Streptophyta; Magnoliopsida; Fabales; Fabaceae
Source: RefSeq, a predicted model, not a curated record